Molecule: messenger RNA, 1877 nt
Organism: Patella vulgata (common limpet)
Lineage: Eukaryota; Metazoa; Mollusca; Gastropoda; Patellidae
Product: probable tubulin polyglutamylase TTLL9
Exons: 14
Coding region: 116-1396 (426 amino acids)
Biological process (GO): microtubule cytoskeleton organization; protein polyglutamylation
Cellular component (GO): cilium
Molecular function (GO): tubulin-glutamic acid ligase activity; tubulin binding
Source: RefSeq, a predicted model, not a curated record
GCACGAUAAGAGCACGAAAAGCCGCUCACUAGAAAGCGUCAUUGGCAACUUUGGAAAAUAUGUGAUAAAUAACUAAAAUUGAUUGAAAUAAACGGUUAAUCGUCAGAAAAAGAGGAUGCCAAGGAAUUCGCUGAGGAAUAAACCACCAGGGGACAGGGCUAUUAGAUUUAAAUGCUCACUACAGAAUACCAUAUUAGAUGUUCUACGACUUAGACCAGGAUGGCAAGAAGUUACUGGAGAUGCAGAUUGGGAUUUUUAUUGGUGUGAUGUUUGGUGGAUGAAAGAAACUUUUGAUCAUGCCUACCUAGAGGAACACAUGAGGCUUAAUCAUUUCAGAAAUCAUUACGAGCUCACCAGAAAGAAUUUAAUGGUAAAAAAUUUGAAACGCUUACGAAGACAGCUGGAGAAAGAAUCAGGAAAGCUUGAAGCUCAGAAAUGUGAUUUCUUUCCCUCAACAUAUGAACUUCCUUCUGAAUAUCAUAUUUUUGUGGAUGAGUAUAGAAGGAAUCCUGGUUCGAUAUGGAUAAUGAAACCGAUUGCUAAAUCUCAAGGAAAAGGAAUCUUCCUCUUUAAAAGACUUAAAGAUAUAACUGACUGGAAGAAGGGUACAGAAUACCAGCCAGCAUCAGAUCCUAGUAAAGAAGCACCAGAGACUUAUGUUGUAUCAAGAUAUAUCGAAAACCCGUAUCUGAUAGGUGGAAGAAAGUUUGACAUAAGAAUAUAUUGUUUAAUUACGUCUUACAGUCCAUUAAAAGUGUGGAUAUAUAGAAAUGGUUUUGCCAGAUUUUCAAACACUAGAUUUUCUCUGGAGUCCAUUGAUGAUAACUAUGUUCAUUUAACCAAUGUUGCUAUACAGAAGACAGCACCAGAUUAUGAUCCAGAAAGAGGUUGUAAAUGGUCAACACAACAGUUACGUAAAUAUUUAACAGCCAGACAUGGUCAAGAAAAGACAGAUCAGCUAUUUAAUAAAAUGAAUGAAGUAUUUAUAUUAAGCCUACAGAGUGUACAAAAGACUAUGAUUAAUGAUAAACAUUGUUUUGAACUUUAUGGUUAUGAUAUUCUGAUAGAUGACAAUCUUAAACCGUGGUUAAUAGAGGUGAAUGCCUCACCAUCAUUAACAGCUAGUAGUAAAGAAGAUUAUACAUUAAAAUGUGGUUUAUUAAAUGAUACAUUGAAUGUAAUAGAUAUGGAAAAUAGAUUAACUGGUAAAGAGAAAAGAAUUGGAGGAUUUGAUUUAUUAUUUGAGGAUGGUCCAGUUUUUCUUGAUGAUGCUCUUCCAUCUGAUUCUUUAAACAAAUAUGGCACAGCUAUGAAUGCUUUUCUUGGAUGUGCCAAUAACAGAAGAGAAAAUUUACGCCAUGUGUACCGCACUGCUCAACUAGUCAAAAAAUCUUAAAAUGGAUGUUGAAAAUAAUAAAUGAUAUACUAUUGGACCAAAUCAUUAUUUAUCAUACAAAUCUGACUGAGUAAAAUCAAAUUAUGUUUUAAGCUUCAUGCAUCUCUCAAACUAUUUGUAGGAAGUGUGACCUCAGUGGUGGAUAUAGUAUUUUUAUAUUUAAAAGAAUAUAUUAUCUUGUGUUGAAAAUUGUACUAGUAAUACAAUUUCUUCUAUUUGCAACAGGUGGGGGUGGUCCCACUGCUAAGGACCCCAUCAACAGUGUAUUAAGGAAACUGUAACAUAUGUUAGUCCCAAAAUCACCUAGUUUGUAUUUGAGUGAACUAUAAACUCCAUUUCUUUCUCUAUUCAUAACUUAAGCCUCUAGAUGUGACAAAAUCUUUAAUAGAAUUAUGUAUUUUAUGUAAAUUAUAUGAUGAAAAGUAAAUAUUAGCAAUAAGAAUACUUUUAUUUUAAGUUAUACAACUCUAUUUUUAAAAUA